This is a messenger RNA of Clarias gariepinus (North African catfish), 4294 nucleotides long. RefSeq names its product THUMP domain containing 2 (gene thumpd2). Lineage: Eukaryota; Metazoa; Chordata; Actinopteri; Siluriformes; Clariidae. The record is from RefSeq and is a predicted model, not a curated record. The transcript has 9 exons. Bases 31 to 1425 code for a protein of 464 amino acids. Gene Ontology annotation, molecular function: RNA binding; tRNA (guanine) methyltransferase activity. Gene Ontology annotation, biological process: tRNA methylation.
UCAUGUUCAACAGCUAAUGUGGUGGUGAUAAUGAAAGACGGAGACGGUUCGGUUCGGUUUUACUGUACCGCGGGAGCCGGUAUGGAGGAGUUCCUGCUGGACGAGGUUAAGAGUAAACUACAUGCCACUGAGGUGGAACACAUCCCUGGCAGGGUGUUUUUUCGCUGCCACUCAAAUCAACAUGACGUCGUGCGACUCAAAUCUGCAGAGCGCCUCUUCCUGCUCCUGCAUAAAGCUCCGCCCACUUCCUUACCAACAAAUCCAGCAAAAGCAGCAAGUGUGAUAGAGCAGAGGAUUGUGGGAAAUCCAGACCUGUGGAGCCGCACUCUGUCCACCUGGUUCUCGCUGCAGGCGGAGCUUAACUGCUCUGAGGGGCGGGGCCAGAAGAGGAAGCGAGAGGAGGAGGAAGAGAGUGUGAAGCAUCCUAGUUUUAGAGUGAGCUGCCGUUGCAGCGGGGCCAUCGCUCGCUCUUAUAACUCCCAGAACCUGAAUCGUAUCAUAGGGAUGGCCAUCAACCGACAGCUUGGAUGGAAAGCUGACCUUCGAGCUCCAACUAUUGAGGCACACACACACACACUCUACCAUUGUUACAAAUAUCUCCCUAUACCAUGGCUAAUGUCUUUGCUGGCUGUUAACGUAUUUGAGUGUUUGAUGUUGCGAGUUAUUUUCCGUGUGUGUGUGUUUAUUCAGGUAAAUGUGUAUUUAAGUGAUGAUCACAGUGUAGUCGGGAUUCCUCUGUUAAGGCAGCCUCUGGCCAGUCGCACUUAUCUGAAGCAUACUGGUCUCAGGUCCACUGUGGCAUGGGCGAUGGCGUCUCUCUGUAAUCUACAGGAGACAUCAGUAGUUUUAGACCCCAUGUGUGGAGUUGGCACCAUAUUGCUAGAGGCGGUGCAGGAGUGUCCGAAUGGCGUGUUUAUAGGGAUGGACAGUGAGGAAGCUCAGAUACACAAAGCUGUAGAGAAUGUGCAAACAGCUGGUCAGGAGGAGAGAGUCCUGAUAAUCCAGUCCUCCUGCAUGGCCCUGCCCCUGCCUUCAGCUUCCGUAGACGCGGUGGUGUGCGACAUCCCGUUCGGCAGGAAGUUCAGCUGCGGCGUCGCCAUGACGACUGCUCUUCCACGCAUCCUAGCUGAGAUGGAGAGCAUCUUUGUGUUCUAUAGAGUUCUCCACCAGGGAGGAAACCUGGUUCUCCUGCUCAGCCUGCAACUCUCAGUCCUGAUUAAGAAACUUAUCGGAACAGACUCGCUCGGCAUGCGGUCAAACGCAGCCGACUGUGACCAGGACGCGCACACCUCGGAGACAAGCGCAGAGAAGUUCUCUCUUAAUUCACUGCUCCUGCAGAGCAAACACAGAGUGAGCCUCGGGAGCACCGACGCACUUAUACACACCUAUAUCAAAAGGCACACCACAUGUGAUGCUCAACUAUAGUGAGUGACCACCUAUCGGAUAUGAAGUGCACUAUUUAGGGAGCCACUACGGCCACCCGAAGGACCCCAUGACCCCAUGACAGCUGUCCCUGAGUUCUGAGCACUUUUUGGUGCUUAGAUCGUUAAAUAAAAUAAGUUUGAUAAUGAAAAAAACAAAAAGGUCAUGGACCCUUUGGCUCUGCCUUAAUAACAUAUGCAGGUCUCUGUUUUCACCCUACAACAAGAACAAGUGCUGUAGGGUACACAUUUUGUACCUUUACUUUGUAUGUUUUACCUGACGAUAAAAAAAACACAAAUAUUAAAGGUAUAUGAAUGGAACUUAAGAUUGGUUAACGAUAACGAUAUAGUACCCUGUUGUACCAAUUUAGUACCAGUUUAACCGGUAUGGUGGUGUACUGAUUAACACUGUUGCCUUGCACCUCCAGGGUUGAGGGUUCGAGUCCUGCCUUUGGGUCUGUGAAGUUUGCAUGCUCUUCCAGCCAUUUGGUGGGUUUCCUCCUGAUACUCUGGUUUCCUUCCAUAGUCUAAAGUCAUGAUGAUUAGGCUAACUGGCUUUUCAGAAUUGCUCGUAGUGUGCUUCCUUCUGGCCCCCAAUGAACUGGCACUCUGUCUUGUUCCCCAAGUAAUGAUUUUGCUCCAUGUAGGGUGCAAAAACUUAUCUCUUACUUUAUGUAGUGCACUUGUGUAAAGGACAUAAGGGGUUUUUGAGAGACAGCCCUGUGGAAGAAACUUACAGCCAAUCAUAUGAAUUCCGUUUAACUUUAAAUAAAAUAUAUCUAAUGUACAUUAAAAUUACAUUUAGAAGCUUUUUAUUAAAUUAAACCCGAACGUACUGUCUGAUUUCUCACAUUCUUCCAAAAGUUUAAGCCACAUUUGUGGGUCGAUCCUGAUCUCAUCAAUAGUGACACAGACAAACCUCCAGCACGAGCCUUUAUCUUAGACACGAUUAGAUCUGGAGCUUAACUUUACUAGUCUGUUCAUGAUCAGAGCGAGAAGACUAAAAAAGGCCAGUAAUCCAAUGGCUGUUUCGCUGGUAGCUAUCACCGAUAUCACAGCUACAACUGACAAGUAGGCAUUUUAUCUCCGGUUUAACUGCAAAUGCUUAGCCAUGAUGACAGGCAUGUCCAGCAGAGAGGUGCGAGGUUUAAAUAAAGCACAGGGUUCAAAUCUAAUUCUUCUUAUUAAGGUGUGAGGAGCAGGGGGCACGUGGCUUAGAUCUGAUUUAAAAGCAUUUAAUAAAGUCUGAAAGCAGUCAUGUGGAGCGAAUCUGUGCUGCAUGUGAUUGUUGACAGUAUUACAGCUGCAAAUCACAGCUUUGGAUUAAUGCACUCGUUCUAAUACAAUAUAAUUUCCAUAGUAACAACUUACUGAAGGAAGACUGAUUCGAAAAAAAUGUAUUGUUGCUAUAAAGACACAGCCAUGUUGCAUUUUUUCUACAGUAUUGUUGUUAAAUGUUUGAGUCAAGCUUUUAUUGUCAUUUCAACCCUAUACAGUUCAAUACACAGUAAAACAAAACGUUUCUUUUUGUUUCACUAAAGAAUUUCUUAACCUUUGCAAAGACAAAAUAUUAAUCAUUUUUAAUGCUUAUGUGUUAAAUAUUUGUUUAAAAUGCUAAAAUAUCCUGUGCAUCUUGGUCCAAACCUGUUUCGUCCAGAGUUCACAAACUCACUUACUCACUCACCUUCUAUACCGCUUUAUCCUGUAUUCAGGGUCUCAGGGACCUGGAGCCUAUCCCAGGAGGCUUAGGGCAUAAGGCAAGGUACAUUCUGGACAGGGUGCCAAUCCAUCGCACACACACAUACACACACUCACACACUACGGGCAAUCUGGAAACGCCAAUCAGCCUAAUCUACAUGUCUUUGGACUGUGGUGGGAAACCGGAUCACCCGGACGAAACCCACCAAGCACGGGGAGAACAUGCAAACUCACAGAGACGGGAAUCGAGCCUGGCUGGGAAUCGAACCCGGACCCUGGAGGUGCAAGGUGACCGUGGUAACCACUACACCAUCAUGCCACCACAAACUGAAUACUGAAUGCUGAAAUGUAAGAAACAUGAAUUUAGCACUAAAUCUGUGUCUAAGUGCAUAUUGUAUCUUUAGUCAGAAUCAUGUCUUAAGCAUGUUAAUUAUUUAAAGAUGAUGUUUUGGUGUUAAACAAAGACUAGAAACAUGUGGUGUUCAAGUCAAACUGGGACUAUUUGUAUAGAAUAAUAGAACACAAUUUUGAGAGUAAAAUCUUUCUCGGAAUCGUCAUUCACAGACGUAUGGCCUAACACGUUUACAUUAUUGAAAUGUUUUACUGUGACUAAGACUCUCUUCACCGUGCUGUGCUUGAAGUCUUCUGUAAGUGUCAAUUGUUUUUACACUAAAAAUUUCAUCCUUGGUUGACCAGAACGCCCAUCAUAGACUAUCUGUUGUAACUGGUGUUUAAAUAUAGCACUUUAUUUAUGCCUGUGUGUAAUAUGUAGUGCAGUGCGUUACAGAGAAUUCUUAUUAUUAUUACUUGCUAAUUGUAAUAAAUCGGGUAUGUUUGCUAGACAUGUGAGAAACCAGUAUAACAGCUGUGCGUGUGUGUGUGUGCGCGCGUAUGUGCUGGGUGGGGUCGACUGUUGUCAAUAGUUUUAAUGUGAACAUUUCUUGUGCAAAUACGUGUUAUGCAAAUUCUGGAUGCCAGAAAAGUCAUCAAGACCUGCUUUAUCGUUUCAGGAAGUGUUGAACAGGAAGUUUCAUUAAAUAAUUAGUUAUUGUUAUAAUUAGCUAUUGUUAAAGAGAAUGAGUUAUACUUGAACUGCAACAUGACACACAUCUUGUACUAUCUGCGCAUACAGUGGAAUAAAGACAGCCAUGUUCUGUCCUUUUGUAGUAAUUUUA